AUGUCCGGCCCCUACGAUCAGAGCCAGGGUUACUACGGCCAAGGUGGCUACCCCCCUCAGCAGGGUGGAUAUCCUCAGCAGGGUGGUUACCCUCAGCAGGGCGGCUACCCCCAACAGGGCUAUGGUCAGCCCCAGUACGACCAGGGAUCGUACAACCCCCAGUAUGACAACCAGCGCAGUUCUUCCGGUGACUACUACGGUGGUCACCACCAGCAGCAGCAAUAUGGUCAGGACCAGUACGGCCAAUCUCAAUAUGGUCAGGAUGGUCCCGGAGGUGCCCAGGAGGGUGAGCGUGGUCUCGCCGGUGCCCUUGCCGGUGGUGCAGCAGGUGCCUGGGGUGGUCACAAGGUCAACCAUGGAUUCCUUGGUACAAUCGGUGGUGCUAUCGUCGGAAGUCUGGCCGAGGAUGCGAUGAAGAAGAAGGGCCACAAGAAGGAGGAAGAGCAACAAGGCUACUACGGUGGCCAGUCCCAGUACGGUGGCUCUCACCAGUCCGGCCACAACUCGACCCUCGACUCCCUCGGCAGCUUCUUUAAGAAAUGA
This is a messenger RNA of Aspergillus versicolor CBS 583.65, 543 nucleotides long. It is a transcript of the gene hel10, whose product is annotated as putative high expression lethality protein Hel10. The transcript is spliced from 2 exons. The coding region runs from base 1 to 543 and encodes 180 amino acids. Lineage: Eukaryota; Fungi; Ascomycota; Eurotiomycetes; Eurotiales; Aspergillaceae. The record is from RefSeq and is a predicted model, not a curated record.